AUGGAACCCCCAUCUAAAGAUCUCAUGCUUGAGUAUGCUGCCCCGGCAUGGAACCCCCCAUCUAAAGAUCUCAUGCUUGAGUAUGCUGCCCCGGCAUGGAACCCCCCAUCUAAAGAUCUCAUGCUCGAGUAUGCUGCCCCGGCAUGGAACCCCCCAUCUAAAGAUCUCAUGCUUGAGUAUGCUGCCCCAGCAUGGAACCCCCCAUCUAAAGAUCUCAUGCUCGAGUAUGCUGCCCCGGCAUGGAACCCCCCAUCUAAAGAUCUCAUGCUCGAGUAUGCUGCCCCGGCAUGGAACCCCCCAUCUAAAGAUCUCAUGCUCGAGUAUGCUGCCCCGGCAUGGAACCCCCCAUCUAAAGAUCUCAUGCUUGAGUAUGCUGCCCCAGCAUGGAACCCCCCAUCUAAAGAUCUCAUGCUCGAGUAUGCUGCCCCGGCAUGGAACCCCCCAUCUAAAGAUCUCAUGCUCGAGUAUGCUGCCCCGGCAUGGAACCCCCCAUCUAAAGAUCUCAUGCUCGAGUAUGCUGCCCCGGCAUGGAACCCCCCAUCUAAAGAUCUCAUGCUCGAGUAUGCUGCCCCGGCAUGGAACCCCCCAUCUAAAGAUCUCAUGCUUGAGUAUGCUGCCCCGGCAUGGAACCCCCCAUCUAAAGAUCUCAUGCUUGAGUAUGCUGCCCCGGCAUGGAACCCCCCAUCUAAAGAUCUCAUGCUUGAGUAUGCUGCCCCGGCAUGGAACCCCCCAUCUAAGAUCUCAUGCUUGAGUAUGCUGCCCCGGCAUGGAACCCCCCAUCUAAAGAUCUCAUGCUUGAGUAUGCUGCCCCGGCAUGGAACCCCCCAUCUAAAGAAACAUCAAACAAAACUAGAAAAGACUUAA
This is a messenger RNA of Procambarus clarkii (red swamp crayfish), 864 nucleotides long. Lineage: Eukaryota; Metazoa; Arthropoda; Malacostraca; Decapoda; Cambaridae. The record is from RefSeq and is a predicted model, not a curated record.